This is a messenger RNA of Scleropages formosus (Asian bonytongue), 2231 nucleotides long. It is a transcript of the gene cep55l, whose product is annotated as centrosomal protein 55 like. The record is from RefSeq and is a predicted model, not a curated record. Gene Ontology annotation, cellular component: midbody. NCBI's taxonomy places the organism in Eukaryota, Metazoa, Chordata, Actinopteri, Osteoglossiformes, Osteoglossidae. The transcript has 9 exons. Gene Ontology annotation, biological process: establishment of protein localization; mitotic cytokinesis; regulation of phosphatidylinositol 3-kinase/protein kinase B signal transduction. Bases 115 to 1509 code for a protein of 464 amino acids.
CCCGGAAGUGUGAAAGAGCCGUUUGCUGUUGGUGUUUUACACUGCUUGUGUAGAAUAUUAUUAGCACUGUAUGAGAAAUCUGUUUGACAAACUGCUGCGGGAAACACUCCAGAAAUGACAUCGAAGCCCCAGAAGGAAUCCAUCGUCAGUAAGAUGGGGAUGAAACUAGGGGUGUCCAAAACUGACAUGGAGCUGGACAAACUCCGAAAGGAAAAUGCACAUCUGAGAAAGAAGCUGGAUGAACUGUCUCAUCGACAGGGAAAACUGACGCAUACGGAGAAAAGCAAACUUUUGGAGAGGAUUGUCUCACUUGAGACGCUGAAGGAGAAAAACACCCAGCAGCUCUCGGCCAAAGACCAGGAGUUGUCCUCCCUCAGGCAGCAGAUGACCGCUGCGAGUGGUGGGAUCGUGGCCUCCCUACAGUCCCAACUGGAUCAGAAGAACCUGGAAGCACAGGAACGAGAGAAACAGCUUCAGACCCUUUUGGAGGAGAUGAGAAGUGUUAAAAAUAAGUUUGCUGAGGUUUCUGCUCGGUGCCAGGACCUUGAGAAAAGGAGUGUGAAAGGGAACCCAGAUUCACAGAGUCCAAAUAGAGAUGGGCAGACUGUUUCUGGCAACCCAUCAGCUGUACAGGAACAAUUGCGAGAUGCUUUGGAAAAGAACCAGCAGUGGUUGGUUUAUGACCAGCAGCGAGAGGCCUAUGUGAAGGCUGUCCUGGCAAGAACUUUUGAGCUUGAGCAGCAACUAAACCAAGCCAACCAGGCUCUUCAGCAGCAGAACAAAGAAGGCAAUUCAGAAGAAGAGAAGUGCGCCCAGAUGCAGCAGUACUACGACAAGCUUCUGCUGACAGCAAGAAAGGACUUGGAGGCCCAGAAGGAACAGGUGGCCCAAGUGCAGGGGGAGCUGGCGGAGCUUAGGAAGAGAUACGAAGACAAGUGUGGGGAGGCGGAGGAAGUGGCCGAGCAGCUGCAGGCAGAGCGCCUGAGGAGCCAUCGCUCGACCAAGGAGGGGGUCCGCAGGAGCGAGGACCUGGAGCAGCUCAAGGCCCAGCUGGACGAGGAGAAAAGGAGGUCUGCUGAACUGCUGAUGCAGGUGAAUAUGCUUCAGAAGUCUCUUCUCCAUGAACACGAGGAGCAAAAAAGGAUCGCGGUGUUGGAGCAUCAGAUCCAGAUGUCGGCCAGAGAUUUUGAAAACGAAAAGCUGGAUCGUCAGACUUUGCAGCAACAGUUGCACAAAGUGUUGAAGGAACUUCGCAAAGCAAGGGACCAGAUAACAAGAUUGGAGUCGGUUUCACAGAAACAACAGCCGUUCUCCUCGGAGCCAAACCCCUACAGCGGACUGGGGAUGGAGAAGCUCUCCAUCGAGGACCUGGCAGCGGCCCACAGGUCUCCCGCGAGGAUCCCCGGCCUCCUAGAUGAGAGCUUCCUCGAGUGCCCGAGGUGUCGGGCGCAGUACCCGACGAGCCAACACCGCGAGCUGCUUGCACACAUCGACUACUGUCUCACUUAAUCUCUCUCACUGGAAUCUGGGGGUGUUUGUCUACAGGUUUUUAUAUGAGGCAUUUUAUGUUUUGGGGUUUUUAAUCCAGGAUUUUAUCUACUGACUUCCUCUGCUUGUCUCUUUAAUGGGUUUGAGGUUUUUCUCAGCAACAGGUUUGUUGUUCUGCUGUUUUGCACAGCUGUAGUGUCCUGUGGCUUUCGACAUCUGGCUUUGUUUCCCUUUUUAUAAUUUAUUUAUUGUAAGUGCAAAUCUUACCAACAGCCUUGUGAUGUCAGGCAUUUUAAAAUAUUUUUCAUGUGAAAGCCAUCAAUUUUUUUUUUUUGUAAGUGGGAAGUGUUUGAGUUUGUGUUUUUUCUUUUUUAAUCAAUGCUAUAUAUUUUUUUAAUUUGUGGAAGAACAUUAGGGCCAUUUAUUUAUAUUUUACCAGAGGAUAACAUGCUUUGAUAUAAAACUCCCUGCAUUCAGCUGAAUUAAAUCUGUGUGCAGAUGUCAGCCAUUAAAGAUAUUCUCAUUGGCAAACAGAUUUCAGGGUCUUUUGAUUUUAAUUUUUUGUGUUAUUUCAUGCACUCCGGUUCCUGCAUCUUCUGUUCAACUUGAUACACAGACAAGCACUGACGCCGUGUUCUGCUAGUGUGUCCUCAAGUGUAGUGGCCGCCUAAGGUGUCCCUGUACCUUGCAGCAGUCCCAGCUUUGCAAACCAGCUCUGCAGCUCAAUUUAGACUCUCCGACUA